GCUGAUUAAAGGUCGUUGAAGUCACGUGUUGUUGGAUUUGUACUCCUGUCCUCGUCGCCGUGGAGAUGUUUGGAAUGUGUCGGGGCAGCAGAGCUCAUUGAAGCUGCAGUUCACCACCAGGACACUUCUCAGAUUUCAUGUUCAGAGUGACGUCAUCGACCGACCAGGAGAAGUUUAUUCGUCAUGUUUAAUAUUCAGACCACAAGAUGUUUCCUUGGGUUCAGGGUGUCUUCAAAGCUUCACUGAACCAGAGGAAACUUUCAAAUGUCCUGACAGUUUGUCCUCUUCCAGCAGCAGGAACUGAAACACGUCGUGGAAACGUCACACACACGUCGUGGAAACGUCACACACACGUCGUGGAAACGUCACAAACACACGUCGUGGAAACGUCACACACACGUUGACGUACGCAGAGCAACAGCAACUCAGUCAACAGAUGAACAAUUUAACGUUCAUGUCAACAUCUAAAGAAACACUGUGACCACAGAGGAACUGACCAGGUUCUUCUGCUCCUGAUGGGUCCGGUGUGUGGUUGUCUGUGGUGGUCUCUGAUGGUCUGUGGAGGUCUCUGAUAGUCUCUGAUGAUUGGCAGAUAGCCACCUUGGUUCUGUUGGUGUCCGGCGCCGUGGCGACCCUGGUGGCCUUCUUGGUGGCCCUGAUCUCGCUGUGCCGGGGGACGCAGAGACGACAUUACCGGACCGUGGCCGUGUUCCUCUUCACUGCAGAACAUAUAGACCGACCACAAACAGUUUCCACACGGACGGGCCGCUUUGUUCCAGAGGAAAGCAGCAGCUGGAAGAGGCUUCUGGUUCUGAGCUCAUUCUUUCUGCGGUGUGGAACCGCCGGCUCGCGAGCCAAGAAGGCAGCCGCAGAAUGUGGAGCCCGACCCACAGAGUGAAGUCAGAGAGGAAAACCAGAACCGCUUCAUAUUUGUGCUGUGAGAAACGAGUCCGAGAGACCGUGAGGAGGGAGGAUCGUCUCCAACAUGUCAUUAGGUCCAAACGUUUGUUCCUCGCACUCUUCAGGCGGCGCUGUACUAUUUUAACACGCAACGCUCUCCGCGAUGUCUCCGUGCCCAGAGCUAAUUUAAAGGUUUUCUAAGAACAGACUUCCUGUUGGGCCUCGUGAAGAACUUCCUGAAGGUUCACAGUCUGAACACUGAGUUUAGCCUAGCUUAGCAUGACGUCUAGGCUAGCUGUUUCCAGUUUUUGUGCUAAGCUAAGCGAACUGGCUGCUAGCUGUAGCUUUAAGGGAGUGUGCUACACUGAGCGUCAGCCAUUAGCAUCGUGGACACGUGACGUCCUUCAUGUCUCUAGAGUUCUGUUUGCACAGAUACGUAAGGGAUUGCUAUAUGCUAACUGCUAAUAUGUUAGUUAUUGGUUAGAUUAUGGUUGUGCAUUGAUUACUGAUGGUGUUAUCAGCUGAUCGUUAUUAGCUUCUCAGUUAGCCUCUGUGUUAGCCUCUAUGUUAGCUUCUCAGUUAGCCUCUGCGUUAGCCUCUAUGUUAGCUUCUGUGUUAGCUUCUCAGUUAGCCUCUGUGUUAGCUUCUGUGUUAGCCUCUGUGUUAGCUUCUAUAUUAGCCUCUGUGUUAGCUUCUCAGUUAGCCUCUGCGUUAGCCUCUGUCUUAGCCUCUGUGUUAGCUUCUAUAUUAGCCUUUGUGUUAGCCUCUGUGUUAGCUUCUAUGUUAGCUUCUAUGUUAGCCUCUGUGUUAGCCUCUGUGUUAGCUUCUGUGUUAGCUUCUAUAUUAGCUUCUAUGUUAGCCUCUGUGUUAGUUUCUAUAUUAGCCUCUGUGUUAGCCUCUCUGUUAGCUUCUAUGUUAGCCUCUGUGUUAGCUUCUGUAUUAGCCUCUGUGUUACCUUCUAUGUUAGCCUCUGCGUUAGCCUCUGUGUUAGCUUCUAUGUUAGCCUCUGUGUUAGCUUCUAUGUUAGCCUCUGUGUUAGCUUCUAUGUUAGCCUCUGUCUUAGCUUCUAUGUUAGCCUCUGUGUUAGCUUCUAUGUUAGCCUCUGUGUUAGCUUCUAUGUUAGCCUCUGCGUUAGCUUCUAUGUUAGCCUCUGUGUUAGCUUCUGUAUUAGCCUCUGUGUUAGCUUCUAUGUUAGCCUCUGCGUUAGCCUCUGUGUUAGCCUCUAUAUUAGCCUCUGUGUUAGCUUCUAUGUUAGCCUCUGUGUUAGCUUCUAUGUUAGCCUCUGUGUUAGCCUCUAUGUUAGCCUCUGUGUUAGCGUCAGACUGUCCCAUGUGUGCGGACCUAAAGAGCUGUGUGAGAACAGAGUCUGCUAACAGACGCUUGGCUCUGCAGAGCAGCAGCAGUCGUCGGACCGGCCCGGCUCCGUGGUGCUGUUUAUUUUCUGUCCGGAAACAUGAGCUCAGCUCGCUCUGCGCUCCAUCAAUAGCGCUACAUUCUUGGGCUGCCAACAUUCCAGCUUCACGCCCACAGCUCCCUCCUGUAGGAAGGAAAGGUGGAGUCCUCCUUUCCUUUCCUCAGGAGUCACUGAGCACGCUCAGAAAGGAAGUGAUGACGCUUCAUUCAUGUACUGUCCAAUCACAGCGAGGCCACACCGGCAGCUCGCCGUCCUCAGAGACGUCCAGAGGAAAAUGAUUGACAGCAAGCGGAGACAAAGAGACGAAACCUUCAGAGACGAACAAACGUCCAACAAACAUUUAACAAACAUUUAACAAACGUUCAACAAACGUUCAACAAACAUUUAAC
Molecule: messenger RNA, 2703 nt
Organism: Larimichthys crocea (large yellow croaker)
Lineage: Eukaryota; Metazoa; Chordata; Actinopteri; Sciaenidae
Product: transmembrane protein 47
Exons: 3
Coding region: 1465-2592 (375 amino acids)
Biological process (GO): cell-cell adhesion; transmembrane transport
Cellular component (GO): cell-cell junction; membrane
Molecular function (GO): transmembrane transporter activity
Source: RefSeq, a predicted model, not a curated record